AUGGCCUUGCGGCGCUGGCCUGGCCCGGUCAGUGCGAGCUGCCUGCGUCUGCCACUAUCGGACGUCCCAUGCUGGCAAUGCGCAAGAAAAGGAGCCUUGCUUCUGCCACAAUGGCAGAGGCAGCUACGGCUUCAGUCAACCAGCACGUCCAGGCGACCAGAUAAACGGGUUGCGGUGAUCGGUGGUGGGAUCACAGGGCUGACGACGGCCUUCCACCUGGCUAGCCAGCAUUCGACGAAGGUCGUUCUGUACGAGAAAUCCAACACAUUGGGAGGAUGGAUGCAGUCGGACACGGUGGACAUAGAUUCCGGCAAGGUCGUCUUCGAUUAUGGCCCACGGACACUGAUGGGUGGGCUUCCUGAUGCGAUGGCUACAGUGGAAUUGUUAAUCAAACUGAAUAUGCUCGAUUCAACGAUGAGGAUAGGGAUCAAAAGCGCUGCUUUAGCUAACCGAUAUAUCUACUACCCGGAUCACCUCGUUCGGGUCCCCGCACCCGGCGGCGGUGCAUCUUUCUUUGAUAUCAUACGGGACAUGCUACAGGAGCCAGCAUACGAGGGCUUCCUGAGAAGCUUGGUAGGCGAGCCAUUUAAGGAAUGUCGGGACCCAAAGGUCCGCGAUGAAUCAGUAGCAAGCUUUUAUCGCAGGAGAUUUGGGGCAGGCGUUGCUGACAAUCUUGUUUCCGCGUUUUCCCACGGAGUCUACGCCGGUGAUAUCGACAAACUCAGCAUGAAAGCUACUAUGCGCCAGUUCUGGGAUGACGAAUCUGGACCUGGCGUUAUUAUAAAGUUAAUGGACAGGCACCUGUCUCGAAAGCCUCUUUACCAUAAACACAACAAGAUACAGGUUCUGAGAGCCAUAAGACGCGAAUACUCUUCGGAAUUCAACAUACGAGUGGGUCUAAUGUUCGCCCCAGGCUAUAUCUUGUAUCUGGAUGGUGGAAUGCAUUCUCUUAUAUCAGCCCUGUCCCGGGAGCUGAAAAAGUUUCCUAACGUUGAGAUUGUGCGAAACGCCACAAUAACUCAUAUUCAGUAUGACAAAGCCAAAGAGUCCAUGAUACUCUCUUCGGCUGGAAACAAGCCACCUGCGAGAUAUGACUAUGUUAUUUCGACAACUCCAUCCACGGCACUGGCAAGCCAGCUACGUGGGCCGGGGGGCCGAACUCCCCCCACUGCUACUUCGAGGAUGUUAGCAGCAAAUGACUAUGCUGUGAACGUCAUGGUGGUUAAUCUCUUCUACAAGAACCCUGAUCUCAUUCCGACACAAGCGUUUGGGUACUUAAUACCUCGCUCUGUGCCUUUUGAACAGAAUCCGGAACGAGCCCUGGGGGUGAUGUUCGCCAGCCAUGCUGUUCGUGGCCAGGACAGCGCGGUUGGAACAAAGUUGGCGGUCAUGAUAGGUGGCCACUGGUGGGAUGGAUGGAACAAUUCGGAUCUGCCAGACGAGCAGACAGGCAUCGCCAUGGCAAAAUCAGUACUCGCUCGCCAUUUGGGGAUUGUUGAUGAGCCAGUCGUCGCAAAGGCUCGAUUGCAGUACAAGGCAAUACCGCAAUACACUGUUGGACAUUGUGAUCGGAUGGAAGAUUUACAUGAGUAUUUAUGCCGGGAAUAUGACUCUCGUCUUAAGGUUGCUGGCGCUUGGUACACAGGUGUGGGAGUGAAUGACGGGAUCACUGCCGGUCGAGCAAUAGCCACCGCUCUCCAUGCUGGAAAUACUAAGGAGACCGGACUGGAGGACUACGUGAAUCCCGCACAGCCAGCGCUUGCUGCCCUCCUAUAG
Messenger RNA from Trichophyton rubrum CBS 118892, 1776 nucleotides. Its product is annotated as protoporphyrinogen oxidase. The record is from RefSeq and is a predicted model, not a curated record. NCBI's taxonomy places the organism in Eukaryota, Fungi, Ascomycota, Eurotiomycetes, Onygenales, Arthrodermataceae. The coding region runs from base 1 to 1776 and encodes 591 amino acids. Gene Ontology annotation, biological process: heme biosynthetic process. Gene Ontology annotation, cellular component: mitochondrial inner membrane. The transcript is spliced from 3 exons. Gene Ontology annotation, molecular function: protoporphyrinogen oxidase activity, oxygen as acceptor.